This is a messenger RNA of Clonostachys byssicola, 477 nucleotides long. NCBI's taxonomy places the organism in Eukaryota, Fungi, Ascomycota, Sordariomycetes, Hypocreales, Bionectriaceae. The record is from the annotation of a GenBank genome assembly.
AUGGCAGACACCAAAGCCGCAGCCCCAACGACGGAACAGAGCGUCCCGGCUCGCCUCCCCAGAGUCACAAUUGAGUUCUGCACCCAGUGCAAAUGGCUCCUCCGCGCUGCAUAUCGCCGGCCGUUUCAGUACGCCCAGGAGCUCCUCUCGACCUUCUCCCUUGCCCUCGGCGAGGUCGCGCUGCAGCCCUCCACGGGCGGGACGUUCAUCGUCGCCAUCCACCACGGCGGCGAGGCGGGCGAGAGGAAGGUCCUGUGGGACCGGCGGGCCGACGGCGGGUUCCCCGAGACCAAGGAGCUGAAGCGGCGGAUCAGGGACGUGGUCGAGCCUGGGCGGGACCUGGGCCACGUUGACCGGCACGGGGGUUCGAAGGCGGCGGCGACGACAAAGAGCCCCGAGGAGGAGGAGGGGAAGGGAACCAAGGGGAAAGGUGACGAGGGUGCUGGGGAGGGGAAGGCAUGCGAGGAUUGUCAAUGA